UUGAAGCAUAUCUGAACGGGCCUGAGGAAAAGGAAGUAGAAGAUACUGCCGGAAGUGACGUCAAACUAACCUGUGAUGUGAUUGGUUAUCCCAUCCAGUAUGAAUGGCGUGAUGAAAACAAUUCCUUGAUAGGUACCAUCUAUUCAUCUAGUAUCGGAUAGCGCAUUGUUUCCCUGAAGACGAAUGUUCUGUUUGGACAUACAUGGUCAAUGAAAAUAUAGUUUGUCUGAUACAGCAUUUGUCUGUGCAAUCACGUGACUUGUCAUGUGACUAAUUCAGUCUCAUUCAGUCUCAAUCCUCUAAUACUAGUCUCUAAUCCUCUUCGAUUCGGCGAUUCCGCUUACGGUAAUUUACAAUAAUAAUAAAAACUACAAUUAUUUACAAUUUUCAAAUUAAGAAGUGAAACUAAUAAGAUCUUUGUAAGUUUGCAUGGCGAUAAAACAUAUAAUAGUUUUGUUUGUGGAAUUAACACCGCGUAAAUUUAUUACUGCAAAGCUUUCGAUCCGUAAGCUCGGAUCUUCGUCAGUGCUAAUAAUAUCUUCUCAAAGUAUGGCAUGUUAAAAAAAUAUAAAAAAUUCAUUUAUUAAAUUAGUUUUUUUUAUAAUUUUUUUAACAUGCCACACUUUGAGUCUUUGACAAUUUUUACAAUUAGCAAUUAGAUUUUAUUAAAUGUGUCGAAAGAGAGAAAUUAGACGAUAUGUCACAUACAAACGGCUUGAAAUCAUUAGAAAGCAAAUGUUCUUUAAGUUGUAUCCUUGAGAUCAUCGGCCGCAUGCUGUCUUAAACCGUGGUAUCUGUAUUAAAUCGCACUUCUGUGUCAUGAAUCAUAGUUGAAGAUCUAGCUUUUAUGGAACUUGAUAACAGAGAUAGAUUGGUUGCUCAAUACUAAAUCACUUUUUUAUAUAUUGACAUUUAAAAUUUUAAUCAUAAUUGUCUAAUGUCUUUGUAUAUAACUUUGUUUUAGUGGAUGAUUCUCGAUUUACACCUAAAGAAAGUGUGUUGCAUAUAGACGACAUUGCUGAUUACGAAGAUCGGAAGAAAUAUUCCUGUCUCGGAAUUGGUACAAAUGGCACUAUUAUACAAACUACUAUUCUGAGGGUGAAAGGUAAACAUUAUAUCUCGUAAAUUUCUGAGAAAUUUGUUCGGUGAAAACAACCCUACAUUGUAGCUGGGUUCAAAUCAUGCAUUUCUUGUUUGUUUCGACUAUAAAUGCAUAUAUAUAUAUAUAAAUAAAUGCCAUAUAAUAAACUUUUUAUUAACUUCACUUGCUCGGUCAGUUUACAGAGAAAUAUCGCGGACCUCGGUCUUUUUGUACAAACCUUGCCCUCGCACAUAUAGGGUAUGUUGCGUAUAGCGGCAAUGUUUACUGAAAUGACAGAGGAAGUGAUGUAAUAUUUUCGAGUUAAUUCCAGUACGAGUUAUGUUACAUAAGGGGCAGGGGCGCUGAUAUAAGGGUGAAAAUGAUCUGAUCAAUUAGUAAUUUGACAAUUCUUUAUGCAGUUAUGCUCUUCAUACGAUAAUGCAGAAGCUAUUUUAAAUUCCCAGGAGCAUAAAAUCUUGUGCUUUAAGGCGGAUUUUCAUUCAAUUCAAAAUGUCGCACGAUUGAUUUUUUGCGGUCGCUUUCUUUUGAAAUGCGUGCACUCAGCUACAGCUAAUCAGCUAAUGAGAUUUGUUCCGCUUGACUGUUUGUAUUUCAAAAGAAAGCGAUCGCAAAAAGUCGAUCGCGCAAAUUUUGCACUGAAUGGAAAAAUCCGCCUUUAAGCGAUCACUUGAGAAAUUCCCAAGAGUCACCGCUUAAUACAGGUUCGACUGUAAUUUAACAAUUCUUUAUGCAGUUAUGCUCUUCAUACGAUUAGAAGCUAUUUUAAAUUCCCAGGAGGAUGAAAUCUUGUGCUGCAUGAACAGCAAUACAGUACAGGGUGUAUCAAAAAAAGCCCAACCUCGGAAUUUCCCAAGAAAUCGACAUUGUUUUAAAGACAAAAGAUUUUAGGCGCCUGGGAAUUUAAAAUAGCAUAACUGUCAAAAUUACUGCACACGCGAGUGCAUAAAGCAAAAUUUAUGCAUUUAUUUAAUGCACAACAACAGUAAUAUGACUAUUAGCAAUUCGAUUUCAAUUCCCAGGGGCCUAAAAUCUUUUAUGCUUAAGAAUUGCAAAGUGAUUUCUUAGGAAAUUCCGAGGUUGCGUUUUUUUUUAUACACCCUGUGUAACUUAAGUAUGCAAAGAGUCUAUUCAGCUUAGCCGUCUCACAUGAAAGUAAGGACGAUUGGCACACAUUUGUACCUCGACAUAUGAUUCAAAUUACCAAGAGUAAAGUAGGUCGAUACGCUAUGUUUCCAACUUUCUACGUAUACACAAUUUUAUAUUUAUUUCUGGGCUUGUAUCCAGCUUUUCAAUCAACGCCGUCAAGCCAAACAGCAUCAAAACUUUCAAGAAGACAUUGCCGUUCUGGACUGCUGUCAUGCCGAGAUGCCAUUUAUUGUAUUCCCGAAAGUUGGGAAUGUGACGGUUUUGCCGAUUGUAAAGAUGGAAGCGACGAAGAUUAUUGUAACCGUACUGAAUCAACUAGUG
Messenger RNA from Paramuricea clavata, 2569 nucleotides. The record is from the annotation of a GenBank genome assembly. NCBI's taxonomy places the organism in Eukaryota, Metazoa, Cnidaria, Anthozoa, Malacalcyonacea, Plexauridae.